CUGCGUGAAUUACGUACAGACGGUUUCGAGGACUAUCAAGGAUGUCAAGAGUACCGCCUAACUCUCGUCCUAACCUCCGUUGACUAUGAGAAAGCGUUUGACAGCGUCAAGACUAAUGCCUUAUUGGCAGUGCUUGUCGACCAAGUGGACCCAUCUUACGUGAGAACAUUGGCCGACUGCUACAAGAACUGCUCUACAUCAGUGGAGCAUCGUCCCCUUAACAUACCAAUUUCAAAGAGGGUUCGACAAGGCGACACCGUGUCGCCAAAGCUGUUUACCGCUGCGUUGCAGUGGAGUAUCACUGAUGCGGAGACGAUUUUGAAGGAACUAAACGGAGUAGAGAAGCGGAGAGGACUGCGAAUUAACCAGAAGAAGACUCAGUUCAUGAAAAACGCUUUUUGUGAGAAUCAGGAAAUGGAAUUAAAAGGCUCUCCAAUCGCGGAGACGUCUUCUUACGUGUAUCUCGGGCGUUCGAUGAACAUGGAGAACGAAGUCAACGAUAUAUUUGGAGCGGCAAUAAUGGAACUCUUAGAACUUAUAGCUAAUGCUUCUCGGUUACUGGAAGAGAACUCACCCAGAGCAAUUCAAGGUUUGGGAGAUUCGUCGCAGCCAUUAGGAUUCCAGACGAAUUGUUCUCAUAUUCUUUUGACAAGAGGUGGUCGAGGGGCCACAAGGGAGAUGCGCGCUUCUUGUGCAGGAAGAGUUUUUUCGAAUAGACCUGUAUCUCUGAAUGAAAUUGUUGGUAUGCGAGUGCGCGGUGAAGUGUCACUGCAAAAUAAUAUUGAAGUCAAGUUUACUAAUUUUUAUCCAGGAGUUAAAAUCUCAUCGGCGUGA
This is a messenger RNA of Strongylus vulgaris, 834 nucleotides long. Lineage: Eukaryota; Metazoa; Nematoda; Chromadorea; Rhabditida; Strongylidae. The record is from the annotation of a GenBank genome assembly.